AUGCUUCGACUUACCAAUGUCGAUUUUAAACCAAUACGACUUUCACCUGUUUAUGGAUAUCGAACUCAUCCACUUCUUCAACUUCGAGAAGCUCUCGAUCCUCUUAUCACCAAAAUAAACCAAUUAGAUGAAUUUAUUAAAAUUGCAAAAUCGGAAUGCCAUUUUCCUUCAGAACAUAAUCUAACUCGGGAUGAAUCCGCAGCAAUCUACCUAUAUACAAUGGAGUGGGGUGAACAAAGUCUCUAUCGCGUAAUGAAUGCUGCACUGAGAAAAGAAGAUCGAUCAGUAUUAGUACCAUGGUAUGGUUAUCUUAAAUUAUUUGAUACGGCUUUGAAUAAACUACCUAGUGUUCCACAAAACUUAUGGCGUGGUGUCAAGGGUGAUAUUAGCAAGAACUACAAGAAAGAUGAUGAGUUUACUUGGUGGUGCUUUACUUCAUGUUCGCCUGCAGUUAAUGUUGUUAAAAAUUUUCUUGGCUCACCAUCAACAUUAUUCAUGAUUGAAGCAAAGAAUGGAAAAUCAAUAUCAAAAUAUAGUAGUUUUUCAAAUGAAGACGAAGUUAUUCUCCCAUUGGGCACUCGAAUUCGUGUUGUUUAUGAUGUACUUGAUCAUCAAUCAUUAAAUGUAGUACAUUUGCGAGAACUGACCGACGAAAAUGAUCAGCCCUUGACAACAUCUUUAAGCAAUUUGACGAUCAAAUCAUCGAUGAAUGUUGACGUUGAUGGCAGACAAAUAUUGAAAAGUAAUAAUUCUUCAACAGUUCAAACUUGGACUUGUAAAAAUGGAGACAGAUAUGAAGGAGAAUGUCAGAACGAACAAAAGCAUGGUCGAGGUACAUAUUACUAUGCUAGUGGAGAGAAGUACACAGGAGACUGGAUAGAUGACCAGAAAACAGGUGAAGGCAUUUUCACAUGGACAAGUGGCGAUCGAUACGAGGGACAAUUUAAGAAUGGAAAUUUCAACGGAAAAGGUACAUUUUACUAUGCCAAUGGAAACAUUUAUACAGGCGACUGGAUUAAUGACAAGAAAGAAGGAGAAGGUGUUUUUAAGUGGCCGAAUGGUGCUAGAUACGAGGGACAAUUUAAGAAUGGCAGUUUCCAUGGAAAAGGCACAUAUUACUAUGCCAAUGGAAACAAAUAUGAAGGUGAUUGGAUUGAUGACAAGAAAACAGGUCAAGGUAUUUUUACAUUGGCCAAUGGCGAACGAUACGAGGGACAAUUUAGAGAUGGGAAUUUUAACGGAAAAGGCACCUACUUUUAUGCUAAUGGAAAUUGCUAUGUGGGUGAUUGGGUCGAUGACAAAAAGGAAGGUGGAGGUAUUUUUACAUGGGCUAAUGGAAAUCGAUAUAAGGGACAUUUUAAGAACGACAAUAAGCACGGAAAAGGCAAACUUUAUUAUGCUGAUGGUAAUGUUCAAAGAGGAAGAUGGAAUAAUGAUUUCUUCAAAGAAUAA
Messenger RNA from Rotaria sp. Silwood2, 1452 nucleotides. Lineage: Eukaryota; Metazoa; Rotifera; Eurotatoria; Philodinida; Philodinidae. The record is from the annotation of a GenBank genome assembly.